AUUUUCAGGACUACUUUGAAUGUAUUUAGGACAUUGGAAAUGAAACACACUGAAGCGGAGAAGUUAUUUCUCGACAAAAUGGCUGUCCUUAAUAAAACAUUUUUAUAUUUCAUCCAGUGUUCCCUGAAAGAAAUGCCUGAUGCUGAUCUGUCACCCUGCGUUCGCGAUUAUUUGAAACAUGUCGAAGAACUAGAUCGGACAUAUGGAAAUUUCCCUGGUCAGGAUGAUACCAAUGCAUCUACUGAUAAUGGUAAAAAAGAUGAAGCUAUCAGUGACUUGCCGAAAAUAAGCUUAUCAGAAAAAGAUGUAAGUGAUGGAAGCGGAACGACGGUGAAAUCCAAUAUGGCGCAAGAAAAACCUGCAUCCAAUGCAAUAACUGUAUUUAGUAGUACCACAAAUCCAACAAAUGUUUCAAAGCUUUCGUUUGAUGUAUCUACAACAUCAUCGUCUGGAUCAGAAAGGCGGGGAAGAAAAAGGGCAAAAAAAGGUGGUCCUGAAGGAGAUGACGAAGAAGUAAUUAUUCCCAAUCAUAACACUCCAACUUCUCCGCAGUUAACAAGUUCAGAAAAAUAUAUCAAAACAGCGCCUAAUCAGAUUUCACACUCGUCCACGCUGUCACCAUUUUUCAAUAGCUCAUCGGCCGAAAAUAUUUCAAAAAGAGAUUUUGAUAGCAAUAGUGAUUCGAAAAUAGAGACAGAAAGCGGAAGCUUCCAGGAAAAAAGCAUGAACGACAUUAAAGAAACAGGCACCAACAAAAUCCCUUUAUUUUCGUUCGGUCAAAAAGAUGAUUUAAAGAAAAAUGAACUACUAAAGAAUGCACAAAAUUUUCUCUUCAAAUCAUCCUCAGAAAAAGAAUUAGUGGAGAAACUUGAUGAAAAGAAGGAACCAAAUGUAGAGUCAACAUGCAAGUCUCACGUAACUCCAUCAUUCUCAUUCUUGAAGCCAGUUUUGGAUGAAGGGAAUUUUGGAUGCUCUGAUUCUUCGAAGACUAAAUUAGAUUUUAAAUUUGGCGCGCCACCUGCUGUUCAAUCAGAACCAAAUAAUGAAAGUGAAGAAAGUGAAUAUGUUCCACCAAAACCAGAAUUUGUGUUGGCGGAGGAACCGAAAGCGAUAUUCUCGUCCAAGUGUUCGGUAUUUGUACUGAAAGGAACAGAAUAUGAAAAACUUGGGAUUGGUCAACUUCAUAUUAAAACCGAUGAAACUGAUAGUAUAAAGAAAAUUCUACUCAUCCGUGCUGCCACUACCACCGGUACUGUAUGGGUAAAUUCAUAUAUCGAUGAAUCUAUGAAACAUGUGGUCAUUGAGGAUGUCAAAUUGAGGAUAAGUUGUGUAUCAGGUGGAUCACCAUCAACGUAUUUGUUACGCCUACCAAAAAAAGAAAAUCGUGACCAAGUAGUCGCAGAACUUCAAAGCGACAAUAUUUCUUCUUGAGGAAUUAUUUGUGACUGUUAUCGUUAUGCUAUUGUAGUAUCUUUUGUAGCGUUAUUGCUACUUGACAUUAUUGUUUGAAUACAGAUCGAAUAGUUUUCCAAUAAAUCAGUUCGUUUUGUUGUUCAUACGGUUGUUGACAGG
Molecule: messenger RNA, 1572 nt
Organism: Loa loa (African eye worm)
Lineage: Eukaryota; Metazoa; Nematoda; Chromadorea; Rhabditida; Onchocercidae
Exons: 10
Coding region: 40-1431 (463 amino acids)
Source: RefSeq, a predicted model, not a curated record